Molecule: messenger RNA, 2616 nt
Organism: Argentina anserina (silverweed cinquefoil)
Lineage: Eukaryota; Viridiplantae; Streptophyta; Magnoliopsida; Rosales; Rosaceae
Product: two-component response regulator ORR21
Exons: 6
Coding region: 121-2106 (661 amino acids)
Biological process (GO): cytokinin-activated signaling pathway; phosphorelay signal transduction system
Molecular function (GO): DNA binding
Source: RefSeq, a predicted model, not a curated record
AAAAACACAAUCGUAUCAAACCAAAAAUAAAAUAAAAAAUUGUCCGAAUUUCAAACCCUAAUUCCCAAAUUGGAUGGUGAAAUUCUGCAGUCUCAGUUUGAUUCUUUGAAAUUGGCGGACAUGGCGGCGUUGCAGGGCGUGGUGCAGUCGUGCAUGAGCACCACCACCGCGGCGAGCAGCUUCGGCUCGUGUAAAGGCGGAGCCGGCGCUCCGGCGGCUUCCGCUGGCGUAAUGGCGGCUCCCGAACAGUUUCCGGCGGGGUUGAGAGUCAUGGUGGUCGACGACGACACGACUUGCUUGGCGAUUCUGGAGCAGAUGCUUCGCCGGUGUCUCUACCAGGUUACACUUUGCUCCCGGGCUACGGAUGCUUUGAAUCAUCUACGAGAGAAAAAGGGAUAUUUUGAUGUGGUACUGAGUGAUGUUCAUAUGCCUGAUAUGGAUGGGUUUAAACUCCUGGAAUGUAUAGGGCUGGAGAUGGAUCUUCCUGUCAUAAUGAUGUCUGCUGAUGGGAGAACCAGUGCUGUUAUGCAAGGAAUCAGACAUGGGGCUUGCGAUUAUUUGAUUAAGCCUAUACGUGAGGAAGAGCUCAAAAAUAUCUGGCAGCAUGUUGCUAGGAAAAGAUUAAGUGAAAAUAAAGAAAUUGAACUUUCUGGGAGCUUGGAAGAUAAUGAUCGGCAUAAACGGGGAAAUAAUGAUGCCGAAUAUACUUCUUCUGUCAAUGAAGGAACAGAAGAAAGAGCAAGAAGUCAGAAGAAAAGGAGCAAUGCUAAAGAAGAUGAAGAUGGUGAUACCGAAAAUGAUGAUAUGUCUACAUCAAAGAAACCCCGUGUAGUAUGGUCAGUUGAACUCCAUCAGCAAUUUGUCAGUGCUGUGAAUCAACUUGGGCUUGAUAAGGCUGUGCCAAAGAGAAUCCUUGAAUUGAUGAAUGUACCUGGUUUAAGUAGAGAAAAUGUUGCAAGCCAUCUGCAGAAAUUCAGGUUAUAUUUGAAGAGACUAAGCAUAGAACAACAACAAAAUGCAAAUGCUUUCUGUGGGCCUGUUGAACCAAAUGUGAAAUUGAUUUCGCAUGGGAAUAGAUUUGACAUCCAAGCAUUGGCUGCAUCUGGACAAAUUCCUCCUCAAACACUGGCAGCCCUGCAAGCUGAGCUUCUCGGUCAGCCUGUAGGACACUCUGGGCCAACAAUGGAUCAACCUGUUUUACAUGCAUCCUUGCAGACACCAAAGCGUGCCUCUGUAGAUCAUAGUGUGGCAUUUGGGCAGCCUUUGAUAAAACGCCAAUACUAUCCUCAAUGCAUCAUACCUGCUGAGGAUGCAUCUUCAGGUGGACAAUGGCGGUCUAAUAAUCUCAGUACCAUGGCACCGAACAGCAAUGUCGGAGGAUUUAGCAAUCAGAAUAGCAACAUGUUUGUGGAUGUAUUGCAGCAGGAGCAACGGAACCUGCAAAAAGGACAUCAGCAGUUGUUGCUAACAGAACCUAUUCGUAGUAUCAGUGUACAGCCAUCUUGCCUUGUGGUUCCCUCAAAGUCAUUAGCUGGUUUCCAGGCUGGAAAUAGUCCUGCCGCUGUCAAUCAGAGUUGUGCCUUUAACAGGUCAACUGCUAUUGAUUACAGUCUCUUCUCAUCUCAUUCUAAUAAUAAUUCCUCAAUGAACGUUGGACGGAUAUCAGGUCAUCCUAAAACUCCUGGCAUUCUUAGUGGGUACCCGGCAACUGAUUCCUUACCUACUCCAUCUUGUUCUGUAAUUGCUGAAAGUAUCACCAGUCCCCAAAACUCAACUGGGACACAUAGUGGUGCUCGACAAUUGCCUGUGCGGUUGCAUAAUACAUCAAACAUCCAGGAUCUAUAUGUUCCUAAAUCAGGGGAAGUGCUUGAUCAGGGCUUUUAUAGGAAUCUCGGAUUUGUUGGUAAAGACACUUGCAUUUCAAGUCGAUUUGCAGGUGAUGAGUUUGAAUCGCAAAGCAACUUGAACCAUGGAAGCAUCCAUGUCGAGAACAUUGGUAACCCAGUCAAGCAGGAGCCAAAUAUGGGGUUUGUGGACAGAGCAAAUGGCGCCCCAAUAUUUCAACAGUUUUCUUCCAGUGAUCUCACAAGUGUUUUCAAUGAUUAGGUUUUCGUUAGGUGGCCACCACAUGUCUCUUGAUGUUAGUGGAACGUACAGAUUAUUUCACAUUCUCAAAUGUUCAGUACAGAUUGCAGGACUCAACAGGUGCAGAGCGGCCUCUCUCUCCUACCGAGAAUCAAGAGCUGAGUAAUCCUCAUUGUUGGCACAGGUUCAUUUUCAUGUAGUGUUUAGUAUUGUUGGACCCUGGGAAAAAUAAAUAAUGUUAGCAUCCAACAGCUUGAAACAAUUAUAAUGGCAUCUUGUCUACACAAUUGUGUAGUAAUUUUUUGAAUUUAGAGAUAUUAGAUAUGGCUCAUGGCUUUGUUCAACCUUCAGAUCAUUUAGUUGUAAUAUGUAUCUCUAUAUUUGCCUACAUAUUUAUCCAACAUGAUCAAUGUAAAUCAUUUGUUAAAAGAUAGAAAACACAAUGGAUGUUGUGGGAAGAUUGUGGUCCUUUGCAUCUUUCAUUUGGCCAUCUUAUUACUGUAUAUAUGGAUAUUAAGGGCCAGUUUGAGA